Messenger RNA from Corylus avellana, 404 nucleotides. NCBI's taxonomy places the organism in Eukaryota, Viridiplantae, Streptophyta, Magnoliopsida, Fagales, Betulaceae. The record is from RefSeq and is a predicted model, not a curated record.
CCAAGCAAUCUCCCAUGGCGGAAGAAGAGAUUGAACCCUACUGCAAGUGGCGUAGGGGCCUAACGUGUGACAAUCUUGAGGUUGAUCGUCAUGGGUUUGAAGAAGAUCAAAUAAGGACGACUCCCAACGAUCGUGGGAUGUUUACAAUCAGAGGACGACGUCGGUUGGAUGGAACCUUAAAAAGAUGGAAAAGCUUAAACAAAGAGAUAGAAAUCCCAAGAGGUUUAAAGAAAGAAGAUAUAACAACUAAUUUCAACGGUGGCAUUCUUCAUGUAACGAUCCCUAAGAAAAAUCCGUUCCUUGCUGCAUUUUAUCAUCUUGGAUUAAAGAUAACUGCGGGAGUCUUAACGGCCGUUGCUUUCGGAAUGGUUCUUGCAGCUGUAAUAUAUUGGAAAUGUAAUUGA